This is a messenger RNA of Xyrichtys novacula (pearly razorfish), 1353 nucleotides long. Lineage: Eukaryota; Metazoa; Chordata; Actinopteri; Labriformes; Labridae. The record is from the annotation of a GenBank genome assembly.
AUGGCUUUGACGCAAGACUCUAUCUUGUCCCUGCUGAUAGCGGAAGGGGGCCGAGUGAAGAAAUCCUACCUGGUGGGUAAGUUCAGAGAGUCAGUCAACUGCGACGAUCCGGCGGAGAAAGAGCGAAACCGGGAGCUUUUCAAGACUUUAGUCAAUAACGUCGCCUUUGUGAAAGAAAUCGACGGUGUCCGGUACGUCGUGGUUCGAAAAAUGUAUCAGCAUUUGUUGAACAGAGAUAACCAGACGGCGGAAGAGACAGAAAACAAAGAGAUCCAGCUGACAGGUGAGCAGCAGCGCCCACCUGUGAGGACUGAGGAGACACCAGCUGAUACUGAAGCAGACCAUCAACAGGCAAGUGAACUUGAUGAAAACCCAACAGAGUUAUUGUCUCCCAUACAGUUGGCUCUGCGAAGAAGCAAAACAAAGGAUAUCAGGGUCAAAAAGGCGCUGAGUUUUGAGACUCAAAGCCAAACCCAGAACAAACCAUACGCUUUACCUCUCCGAAUGCCACCCAGCGCCACUAAAGUGGAGAUCCACAAACUUAAAGUGGACUCGGAUGACCCUCCUGAGAGUCCCAAACCGGAUCCCUACAAAAACAAGAGAAGGCCUUCAGUGGAGUCCAGCUGCAGCAGCAUCAGCUCCCCCCAACUGAGGAGGGCAGUAAAAGGCAUCACCAAGGCGUCAGUGGAAACCAGGGUGCCCUCCUCAGUUCCCCUGGAGAUGUCAGAGCAUGAAUGGCUGGUUAAAUGUGCAGCCGGGCACUGGAGCCAGGUUUACGGCAUGCUGCUGGGGGACAACCAGCUGGCCGAGAAGAGGGACUUCAUGUCAGGGUUCACGGCUCUGCACUGGGCGGCCAAAUGUGGGAACAGUGAAAUGCUUGUGAAGAUCAUUGACCUGUCCAGACAAGGAGGGGUCGACAUCGACAUCAACGCAAAAACACACGGCGGGUACACUCCUCUGCACAUCGCCGCCUUGCACGACCAGGAGUACAUCCUGGUCAUGUUGGUGGCCGAGUUCGGAGCCGACCCGACCAUCAGGGACAACUGCGGAAAGAGGGCUUACCACUAUCUACAUAAAGGGAUCUCCAAGACGGUUCGAGAGAUGCUGGGCGAGCCCAAAGUCCAGGAUAAGACUCCAGAAAAGGCCCCGCAAGAGAAAGAAGACGUGGACUUGUUCCCGGAUAUCUCCAAAAGUUUCCAGUCGAUAAGCCGCCUCUUUCAGCCGCACAUGACAGGCCAGAAGAAGAAGCACAAGCAGAGGCCGCUGAUGUUCUCCUUGAGCGAUGAGCCCAGUGAGGAGCGAGAGGACAGCAGCGGGUUCAGACACAGACUGGUGUCAGAUGUUUUUAUGUGA